This is a messenger RNA of Durotheca rogersii, 2121 nucleotides long. RefSeq lists its product as uncharacterized. Lineage: Eukaryota; Fungi; Ascomycota; Sordariomycetes; Xylariales; Xylariaceae. The coding region runs from base 1 to 2121 and encodes 706 amino acids. The transcript has 5 exons. The record is from RefSeq and is a predicted model, not a curated record.
AUGGCGACGAAACCCUCACCAACCCCAACCCCAACACCAGGAACGUCAAUAGGAGCAGGAGCAGCAGCAGCAGCAGCAGCGGGGGCAUCGGGACGAGUCGUCAUCACCAGAGGCACGGAAAAACCGCAGAACGGGGUAAUUGGGAUUAAGCGGACGAGGAACGGCGACUACAAAGAGGGCCGGAACGCGAAGAGCCGGCCGAGGUCGUCGCUAGCCAAGAGCAUGGAGCCGCCGGUGCUCUCGUUCUACGGGACGCAGCCGCUGCCGCUGCCGUCGCGGUUCGGCAGCCUGAAGAAGCGGCUCGUCGCCGGCCACGAGGCCGCGCUGGAGGCGUCGUGGGCGCGGCUGCUGGCGGCGCUGCGCGACGAGAUCCGGUACAUCGACGCGCACGGGUCCGGGCUGAUCCCGGCGAUCGACUUCGGCGACAUCGGCGACGCCGCCGCGGUCGCGCCCUUCGCCGCCCAGCUCCAGCGCCACGGCAUCGGCGUCAUCCGCCGCGUCGUCCCCGCCGCCGACGCCGCCCGCUGGGUCGACGAGACCAGGGCCUACCUCGAGACCAAGCACGAGUACAAGCCGCCCCCCGCCCAGGACCCGACCUGCUACGACUUCUUCUGGACCCCCGCCCAGGUCCGCUCCCGCGCCCACCCCAACGUCCUCCGGGCCCAGCGCUUCGCCAUGUCCCUCUGGAACACCAGCAACGAGGACCGCCUCGCCACCCGCUUCCCCAUCACCUACGCCGACCGCAUCCGCAUCGAGUCCUUCGCCAACGGCCACCUCACCGUCAACGGGCUCGCCGCCACCGCCGCCGCCGCCCAGUCCACGCCCGAGGACAGCCUGAUCGCCGCCGCCGCCGCCGCCGCCGCGUCCUCGGCGCAGAUCGCGCAGGUCGACAACGGCAGCCUCGAGCGGUGGGAGCAGGACGGGUACGGGCGCGGCGGGCUCUACGACGCCAUCUUCCGCGGCGACUGGGAGGCCGCGACGUCGGACCUGUACAACGGGGCGGGGGCGUGCUCGAUGCUGCGGCUGUUCCAGGGGAUCCUGGCGCUGACGGUGGUGGAGCCGGGCAUGAUCCGGCUGCUGCCGUCGCCGAAGCUGUCGACGGCGUACUUCCUGCUGCGGCCCUUCUUCGCGCCCAAGACGGGCCCGCCGCCGCCCGCGCCCGCCGGCGACGACGCCGCCUGGGCCGCCUACCUCGACGCGUCCAACUGGGCGCUCGAGCGCGAGCCCUCGACCGUCAUCCACGGCGCCGUCCCCGGCCACGCCCAGCGCCUCGACAAGAGCCUCAUCACCCCGCCCACCCUCCAGGUCGGCGACUACAUCCUCUGGCACCCCGACCAGGCCUACCAGUUCUCCAACACCAACUACAUCAGCAGCCAGCCGCCGGCGGCAGCGCCGGGCGCGCCCCCCACCACCACCACCACCACUACUACUACUACUACUACUACUAGCGAGACCACCUCGAUGCUCGUCUACACACCCGCCGCGCCGCUGACCCAGACCAACGCGCUGUUCCUCGCGCGGCAGCGCAAGGCGUUCCUGCGCGGGCACCCGGGGCCGGACUUCGACUCGACGGGGACGGGGCUGGGCAGCGAGGCGCCGCACACGGGGCGGCUGGGGGAGAAGGAGAUCGGGGAGGUGGGCGGCGAGGAGGGGCUGCAGGCGAUGGGUCUGGCGCCGUGGAGCCUGCGCCGCGGCAAGCACUCGUCGACGCAGGCGUCGCCGGACAACAACAACAACACCAAGAAGAAGAAGCAGAAGAAGGCCGAGGAGGAGGGCGACGGCGACGCAGACGUCGACAUGGACGCGCCGCGCAGCCGCAGCCGCAGCGCGAGCAGCAGCAGCCGCAGCAGCAGCACGCAGGCGGAAGCCGAGGUCGUGCGGCUCGCCAACAUCAUCCUGUUCCCGGACCGCCCGGCGGGGGCGGGGGCCGCGGGGGCCGCUAGCGGCAGCGGCAGCAGCAGCAGCAGCAGCAAGGACCGCGGGGCGGCGGCGGAGCGCGAGCGCAAGCGCGACCGCGAGCGCGACCGCCAGAGGCACGCCCGCGACGACGACGACGAAGACGGCGGCGCGAGGAAUAGCCGGGCGGACGACCGCCGCGGCAAGGCCGGUGGCCAGGAGUAA